This is a messenger RNA of Triticum turgidum subsp. durum (durum wheat), 336 nucleotides long. The record is from the annotation of a GenBank genome assembly. Lineage: Eukaryota; Viridiplantae; Streptophyta; Magnoliopsida; Poales; Poaceae.
AUGAACUACAGGGCGCACCUCACCCACCGCUCCCAGGUGCUCAGCUGCCUGCGCAAUCUCGCCGUCGCCAAGGCCAAGCUCAAGGAGCUCUGGUCCCUCUUCUACAACCUCUCCUACAGGCGCCGCCUCUCGCACGACCACGAGGAGCGGCAGAGGUUCUCCGAGAAGAUCAUUGUCCUGCUCCUCAUUGUCGACGCGCUCGAGGUGAGCUCCGUCACGGCCUGUUUACGAUUGCCGAUUGCUGAUUGCCAUUGCUGUGUUGUGGAUUUCAAAUUCAGUUACUGCAUACAGUGGUUAACACUACUAGUCGUCAAACCCGUGCGAUGCACGGGCUAG